CACUCACACACACACACACCACAUUGGCAGAAGGUCCUGGACCAGUGUGUACUCUCGAGCACAAGAAGAAGUGAUACGGAGGAAUAACGGGAGCGUUGCCCGCUGUGUUUCCCGUGGACAAAGGCCCCCCGCCUGACGAUGGAGAACACAUGAAGAAGAGAUUUGAGGGGGCACUCGGGGGGGGGGGGCAAAAUGCUGCUGAGUAAAGUUUUGGGAUAUUUCUAAAGGGAUGUUUUUAACCCUUGAACUUUGUGGGAAAACUGCCGAGGAAGGUCAGCUGUGUGCCGAUCGCAAAGAGAAAAAGCCUGCAGGUUGGACUUUUGACUCCUCCUGGCAUCAUGGCACCCACCAACUCUUCCUCCUGCCUCCUCUUCCUCCUCCUCACCUUCCUCUUCCUCAUUCCUCCCCCCGCCCUCACCCAGGACCCUUCGGUCACCACGGGUAACAUCCUCCUCGAGGGCGGCGAAUCGUUGACCAUCCCGACCGCCGCUCAGUCCAAUCAGACGACGCCCAGCAGCUACGCGGAAGAAAGAACGACUCAAGACUCUCUUCUGGAAACGGGGGUGUCCACUCCUGCCAGCGGGGGGGAGGGGGGGGACGACGAGGACGCCAUCCCCUCAGGUGGGAUGCGUUGCCAAGGUUACUACGACGUGAUGGGCCAAUGGGAUCCGCCGUUCAACUGCAACGCGGGCGUUUUCCUGCACUGUUGCGGCACCUGUUUCUACCGGUUCUGUUGCCAGUUCAGAAAGCAGCGCCUGGACCAGAACAUCUGCUCCAACUACGACACCCCCAUCUGGGCCAACACCGGGAAGCCCGUGGCAGCCGGUAACCCAGGGGGGGAGACGAUCUGGACCGGGGACCGCACGCACCUCAUCGUCUACAUCAUCUGCGGCGUGGUGGCCAUCAUGGUGCUGGUCGGCAUCUUCACCAAACUGGGCCUGGAGAAGAGUCGCGAGGGGAGUUCAGCGGGAGGUGGAGCGGGGGACAUCAACUCCAGGUGA
Messenger RNA from Gymnodraco acuticeps, 1001 nucleotides. Its product is annotated as protein shisa-9-like. Gene Ontology annotation, biological process: regulation of short-term neuronal synaptic plasticity; regulation of AMPA receptor activity. The record is from RefSeq and is a predicted model, not a curated record. Gene Ontology annotation, cellular component: dendritic spine membrane; postsynaptic density; postsynaptic membrane. Lineage: Eukaryota; Metazoa; Chordata; Actinopteri; Perciformes; Bathydraconidae.